GUGUUCCGAGAACCACGGCGGAGUGGUCUAGCAGACCAGGUGUUGGCGGACUAUGCCGAGUGUAUCAAGCGCUGCAGUUCCUGGCCUGGCUCACUGACAGGGGCCCUCUUGCUGUGUGUGGUCGGGGGCAAGAUGAGUGAGGGAAUCAACUUCUCUGAUGAUCUGGGCAGGUGUGUGGUGAUGGUAGGACUGCCGUACCCCAACAUACAGUCUCCUGAGCUCAAGGAGAAAAUGAGUUAUCUCAACGCCAACUUUCCUCGUGACCCGGCCGGCAGACAGGCAGGUCAAGUCCACUACGAGAACUUGUGUAUGAAAGCCGUCAACCAGUCCAUAGGCCGUGCCAUCCGUCACCGUGAAGACUAUGCCGCCAUCUUGCUCUUGGAUCAGCGCUACCUCAAAGUCAACGUGAGCUCCAAACUGCCCACCUGGAUCAGUCAGCACCUGAAGCGAGCCGAGAAGUUCGCCACUCUAAUGCAAGCCGUGCCUAAGUUUUUCUCUAGUCACAAGGGAAAAUCUUGAGCUGUCUUCUCGUCAUUGGCUGAACUAGAAAUGUGCUGGGCUGGUCUCAAUGACAUCACUGGCUGAACUGUGCGGGUCUCGAUCAAUGACAUCACUGGCUGAACUGUGCGGGUCUAAAUGACAUCACUGGCUGAACUGUGCUGGUCUCAAUGACGUCACUGGCUGAACUGUGCGGGUCUCGAUCAAUGACGUCACUGGCGGAACUGUGCUGGUCUCAAUGACGUCACUGGCUGAACUGUGCGGGUCUCAAUGACAUCACUGGCUGAACUGUGCGGGUCUCAAUGACGUCACUGGCUGAACUGUGCGGGUCUCGAUCAAUGACGUCACUGGCUGAACUGUGUGAGUGCCUCCAGAGUCUGAGUGGGACACAAACCUCACACUUGUGGAGAGAGAGAGAGACAGUCGGUGUUUAGAGAGAGAUAGUAGGUGCGUUUGGAGACAGGCAGACAGACAGUAGGUGUGUUUGGAGAGAGAGAGAGAGACAGUGGGUGUGUUUGGAGAGAGAGAGA
Molecule: messenger RNA, 1028 nt
Organism: Aplysia californica (California sea hare)
Lineage: Eukaryota; Metazoa; Mollusca; Gastropoda; Aplysiida; Aplysiidae
Product: ATP-dependent DNA helicase DDX11
Biological process (GO): nucleobase-containing compound metabolic process; establishment of sister chromatid cohesion
Cellular component (GO): nucleus
Molecular function (GO): ATP binding; DNA helicase activity; nucleic acid binding
Source: RefSeq, a predicted model, not a curated record